ACCUUUGUGUUGCAAUCACAAUAGAUCGAUGUUUAUGAAUGGCGCUAGUUAGCAUCACAAAUACACAUGUGUACGCAUGAGCUACCAUAAAACCCCAUUAACUUCUAGAGUACUACUACGCCAACGAUAUAUUUUUACACGAUUAGCUGUUUAAAUUCAAAUAACAUUCAUUUCAAGCUACGAGAACGAUCCUGUGUUGAUACUGAUACCACGCAUAUUAAAUGAGAAAACCAAUGAAAAUAAUAUUAAGCAUUAUAUACGUCGUCGUUUUGACGUCAACAUCAGUCACCGCCAAUAAUGAAACAUCCACAGAACCGACAGAUGUAGGCAAAACUGAAAGCAGCUUCACACCAGAGACAGUUGCAGCUUUAUGGGCAGGCUUCUUUGGUGGAUUAGUCGGAGUGUUUGGGAUAGGUAUGCUGUUUUACCAACUUCGGAUUAGGAAGUACGAAGAGUACAAGCGAAGGAAUGAUGAAAUUGCUGUUAUGCCUCCAGUUGGAGUUACGUUCCCAAAUUCGUUAGGUUGCUGUGGACGAUAAUACCAUCUUUUGGAGAUCCUGUUUCUUAAAGUUUAACUCAAUUUCUUUUCAUUCAGAUAUUUUAAUUUUUGCCUUUGCAAUCAUGAAGUUUGUGCCUGACCUAUUACACAGAAUUUUACAUAGACUAGAAUGAAAGAGAGUUUAUCAAAUUAUGGGAAAAAAAUCGUAAAAGUUAUAAGGAAUUACCAUACUUAGGAAGAGAUAUAAAAUGCUGUUGCCUAGGCCAGGCCUUUGUGACCCUAAACAGCAUACAGUAUCAUAGGAACGCUUCACCCUAGUUCUGUAUCGCCAUAAAAAUAUUACAAACUGUACCAAUGGCCGUAUUCGACUGGAUCUUUCUUCCUUAAACCACGACUGCCUGCGCAGUGGUAACCGAAGACAACCAGGCAAAUGUAAAAGUGGUAAAUACCAUAGUUAGAUGGUAAAUACUCAACAAAACAAAAUGACUGCAUAGUUUACCGCUAUACACGCUAGCGUAGUUAAGGUUAUUUCAUGAAAUUUUAUAUAAAUUAUGUUAACGCUAAACUGACAAAUUAGACAUAUUUGUUUUGGUGAGGUGGAUAACUUAUUGCAAAUUUAAUUUCCGUUGUCAACAAAGUAAUGAAAGUAAUACUCAACAAAAAAAAAUCGUUGUCAACGAAAAGAACCAGUCGAAAACGGAAAUUGUCUUAUGCAGAAUUGUGUUCUUUACCCCAUUAAGAAUGUAAAGUGUCUUAAUACGCUUACCAUGUUUUGUUUUGCCUAUUUUAAUUUACUCAUUAUCAUCGACGUUGGUGGCGUAUCUUCGUCUUAUUGCUUCACUAUAUUUAUUUGCAUGCUACCUAAUUUAUUGUUUAAUAAAUGUAUUGAUUAAUUUACAGUUAGUAUGUAAAAUGUAUUGCAAUGAAAUCUUAAGUUAAUUUGGGAUGCUUUAUUUAAAUUGUAUAUAAAGGGUUUAUGAAUACAAAUUGUGUAUUUGGUUGUUUGCCGUCACCAUGCAAUUUUGGUAAAAUAUUAUUUUUGUGAAUGCCAUUGUCCAAUGUAAAUAAAUCUCAAUUUGGGAAUAUUUUUACUA
Molecule: messenger RNA, 1593 nt
Organism: Anneissia japonica
Lineage: Eukaryota; Metazoa; Echinodermata; Crinoidea; Comatulida; Comatulidae
Exons: 3
Coding region: 222-539 (105 amino acids)
Source: RefSeq, a predicted model, not a curated record